This is a messenger RNA of Camponotus floridanus (Florida carpenter ant), 1472 nucleotides long. Its product is annotated as nudix hydrolase 7. Bases 392 to 1336 code for a protein of 314 amino acids. The record is from RefSeq and is a predicted model, not a curated record. Gene Ontology annotation, molecular function: ADP-ribose diphosphatase activity; NADH pyrophosphatase activity; NAD binding. Lineage: Eukaryota; Metazoa; Arthropoda; Insecta; Hymenoptera; Formicidae. The transcript has 4 exons.
CUCGCACAUUGAGCAAUGUCCUUUGAUAUCUUAACCUCGUUAUGCCACCUCACUUAUGACGUGAUUAAUAUUUCGUAAUAUAUGUGCAUAGAUAACACCACUCGUUAUAAUUUUCAAUGACGAAAAUCAAUAAUGAAGUUUCCCGCAAUUUUCGGCGAAAAGAAGAAGGAAAUUGAACCGUUCAGAUGUUUAAAGAAAAUUUGACAGGUUAAAGUUUCCUUGAUAGACGAUGUAAAUGAAGAAUAUGAUGAAGAAAAAUGAGAAAAAUCAUUCACGUGCGCUGUUUACGCAAAAUUGUUAUUGCAAUCGUGCUCUUAUCAGUCCUCUAAUGUGGGGUAUCACGAUAGUUGCUUGAUAAUCAUAGAGUCUCUUCGAGACUCGAUCACGUCCGAUGAAAAGAGCGUCAACUGCAAUAUUGUUUCGUGAUAUUGUUACGAAAACAUUCAAAGGUCGAUCGUCACUAAAGAGCACGAUCAUUUUUCUCUCGGAUUCGCGAUAUAGCACGUAUCCUGGACGAUUGGACGUGUCCACUACCGCGAUGACCAAGCAAAUCUUCAAGGGUAGUAACGAUCACUACAACGGCAUCACGGUUGAUUCACUCGAGGAACCUUGUGACAGUAAAAUAUUCGCUCAGCGUCUGAAAGAUUCUUUGGAGCAAUGGACUAAAGAUAAAAAACGUGCUGUAUGGUUUUGCGUACAUAUACCGAACACAGAAUGGGUUCCGAUAUUGACAAAACAGGGAUUCAUCUUUCAUCAUGCAAAAGAGGAAUAUGUCAUGUUAUAUCGUUGGUUGCCCAGUGAAGAAUGCAACAUUCCAAAAUAUGCUCAUACAUUCUUAGGUGUUGGUGCAUUUGUGUUCAACAAGGAUACUAAUGAAAUUCUUGUUAUUAAAGAGAAGUAUGCACUCAAUAAAGCCUGGAAACUUCCAGGUGGCUAUGUAGAGCCAGGAGAAGAUAUUGAAGUAGCAGCUAAAAGAGAAGUACUGGAAGAAACAGGAAUUCAAGCAGACUUCAAGUGUCUAAUAUCUUUUAGACACGGACAUGAUUAUUUAUUUGGCUGCUCGGAUAUAUACAUGAUUGCAUAUUUAACACCUCAGAAUUUUGAGAUUCAAAAAUGUAAAAGGGAAAUUUCAGAAUGCAAAUGGAUGAAGUUGACUGAAUACAUGCAACAUCCAGAAGUACAUGCAAAUAAUAAAACUCUAGCGGAAAAAACAAUAGAUUUUUUGCGACAUGAAAUGGGCAUAGUUGCAAAUUAUGGAAUACAUCCUAUCAGCAAAAAGCAGAUAUGUGUAUACAGUGUAGAAAACACAGAUGUUGGAACUACAUUUAUGGAAUAAGUUUCUUUUUAUGCAAAAAAGAGAGAUAUAUUGAAUUAUAUAAAAUUAAAUGUAGAUAGAAAACAUUUUAUAAUAAUAAUAUACAUAGCAUUGUUACUGCCAUACGAGCAAAUGUACAAAAUAAUUUAGAUACUAU